AUGCAGCUUAUCUGGCGUUUGUUUACACUAGCAGGGUCGCUAUGGGUUUCUUGGGUCCAGCAUUAUCUACUCUGGGAUAGCUCAUUCUGGGAUGCAAAGGAGGAUGGUAAAGGCUCUUGGAUUUGGAGGAAACUACUAAAGCUCAGGGACAUUGCUUUUCCUUAUAUGAAAGCUGUUGUUAACAGUGGUGCUGAUGUCUUUUUCUGGUUUGACAACUGGCUCGAUCAGGGGAAGCUUAUUGAUAUCACUGGAGCUGCAGGUACUAUCCUCUUCGGAGUUCCCCGCAAUGCAAGGAUCAGUGACAUCAUGACAGAGGGCAGAUGGAACAUCAGAGGCUGCCACAAUAGAAGCUGGCCAACACUUCAUCGUCAGAUAUUGGACACUCCUGUUCCUUGUCCUGAAGCAGGCUUGGAUGUGAGGCUAUGGAGACAUUCAGACAGUCAGUACAAGGCUACUUUUUCCGCUUCAGAAACUUGGCAGCAGCGUAGACUCAAGCGGGAGACAGUACCCUGGAGCAAGGUCGUGUGGUUCUCUCAGGGGAUACCUCGGUACUGCUUCAUUACUUGGCUGACUGUAAAGAACCGUCUCUCCACCGGUGACAGAAUGCGAAGUUGGGGUGUGCAACAACACUGUCCCCUAUGUGGGGAACCAGAUGAAUCGAGAGAUCAUCUCUUUUUUGCGUGUCCUUUUAGUUACACGGUUUGGGAUAAUGUGGCUGGUCGUCUUCUAGGCCAGAGAAUGAACCCUGACUGGUCUACGACCCUUUGUGCUCUGCAUAGUUCUCGAUUUGCUCCUAUGGACUGGGUUUUGGUUAGACUGGUCUUUCAGAUGACUAUCUAUCAUGUCUGGAAGGAGCGCAAUGGAAGAAGGCAUCAGAAACCUUGGGCAUCAGCAGCUCAAGUUACUCGCUCCAUAGACAAGAUGAUGAGGAACCGAAUCUCAUCCCGCAGAUACGGGGCUAGACACAAGCUGACAGGUCUACUGCGCAGAUGGUUCGAAGUAGCUCCUUAA
Molecule: messenger RNA, 1011 nt
Organism: Raphanus sativus (radish)
Lineage: Eukaryota; Viridiplantae; Streptophyta; Magnoliopsida; Brassicales; Brassicaceae
Exons: 1
Coding region: 1-1011 (336 amino acids)
Source: RefSeq, a predicted model, not a curated record